CUGCUCGAGAGAAUCGAUGACGCCAUACAAACCUUCGAGAAGGAGCUGUACAAUCUCGACAUGGACGAGAAAUACAAAUUGUGGUACCACGCAUCUGCGUCUGAGCACUACGAUAAUGCCCUGAUUGCCGCGUGGGUGAUGAAAGACAAAGCGACCAUCAAGAGGUUGCUGGGAAGCAUCAUGCCGCCUACCGCUGAGGUGUGGCCGGGCUCCUUCAGACACCAGAAGUUGGCUGUGCAGCAUUGGGAGUCCGCCAUUGACAAUUUGGACCCCAGUCUCGACUUGCACAAGAAAGGCGUCGACGUGGCGCCUGAGGAGAAGGCGGUGAGCCGGGAUAUCCUCAGAAUCAGGUACGGAGAGUUGAGCCCCGCCGAGGAGGAGAGGGCGCUGCUGAGGUUGGCAAUGACCAGGGAGCCGGUCGACGAGAACUGGUUCUGGGACGUCUCGUGGGCCCUUGGCAGGGCACCGCCUCGAAUGGCAGACAAGGGCGACGAUGGGCUCGACCAGGGGAAGAAGUAUCUCAUUCCCCCAGACAUGGCGCAGAAAUCGCCAGAGCCAUCAAGCAUGUGGUGACCUGAGCCCUUGCUGGGCCGCGCCAUGCUUCUCUCGGGGCACAACUGGCGAAUUGGGCGAUCCACCUCGGAAGGUAAUGCGGAUCUAGAUGCGGACUCGGACGAGGCAUUUCGCGCAUGCUUGCUCGCCAGCGUUCGUGGCGCGCGCCUGGGGCAGGCCAGCAGUUUCUCUCCCAAGCGCGCCCGCGCGCCAUUCGAUCCAGGGGGAACCCAGUCCGGCUUCAGUUCCAGGUGGAUUUUGGGAGGGGUUAGGGGGAGUUUCCCCGACAGAGCUUCCUCGCCAGCACUGUACGGUCCACCGACGCGUGCACCCGCGACAGAACAGUGCGGGUCACCGUCGCCAGCAUUUUCGCCAGCACAGCCAGGACCACUGCUGUCAGUGUUUCCGCCAGUGCACCCCGUAGCACCGGUGUCAGCUGGAAGCUCGGCACGUUCUCGUGCGGCAUGUAUCCGUGCUUGAGUAGUUUGGAAUGGUAGUACAUUUCUUCUUCUUAGGUCCCAAGUACUUGACCAUUUUUUAAGUAUGUUGGACUUCUCGCACCCGCUCUGGUAGUUCGAGCUUGUUUCCAAGCUCAUCUCGACUAGAUCCACGAUGUCGCGGAUGGAGUGUCAACGGACACGUUGCUUCUCCCAACGAAUAGUAGCAUAAGACCAAAGAUACGAGCCGAUCACACGAGAGUGUGGCCAGCUCCGCAAGCAAGUCGCAAACGACGCAGUAACGUCACAUGGUACAUUGCUGCCUUGUUCUUUGGAAGUGUGAAACAAGAAUAUACGGGGUGAAGAUCAUGAUGAUCCGUCCUUUC
Prorocentrum cordatum is the source of this 1375-nucleotide messenger RNA. The record is from the annotation of a GenBank genome assembly. NCBI's taxonomy places the organism in Eukaryota, Dinophyceae, Prorocentrales, Prorocentraceae.